Dissoconium aciculare CBS 342.82 is the source of this 1033-nucleotide messenger RNA. RefSeq lists its product as uncharacterized. The coding region runs from base 191 to 868 and encodes 225 amino acids. The record is from RefSeq and is a predicted model, not a curated record. NCBI's taxonomy places the organism in Eukaryota, Fungi, Ascomycota, Dothideomycetes, Mycosphaerellales, Dissoconiaceae. The transcript has a single exon.
UCACGGGAGAGCGAGAGAAAAAUUGGGGUUCCGAGCAGCCCUGAUCCUCCUCCUCCCCUUCUCAUUUCCCAUGAAAAGGGCUUCGGCGUUUCUCAGGACGGUUAUUUGAUUGGGUUUUUCUUCCAUCCGAACAGGCGGGUUCGUUUUGGAAAAGGAAAGAAAAAUAAAAAGGAGAGCAAGACCUUCUCUCAUGUGUUUGGUCACAAUCAUCUUUUGUCUCUCUCAUCUCCUCCCCCUUUUACACACACACACUCUAUUGUUGAUUAAUCGAUUUUGUUGUCCUUUGAUUUUCACUUUUUCCUUUCACUCUUCUUAUUCUGGAGAACAAAUGUCUCGCGUCAUGAUGAUCCCCCUCCCCGCUUUUUUUUGGCUCUCGCAGGAAGCUUCUUGUGACUUGGAUUACGCUCGUUGGGCAUCGGCUACAUCGUUUCAUCUUUUAUCUUUUCGGUUCCCUCUCCCUCCGUUCACUUACUUCUUAGAAAUGAAAGAAACUUUACACACCAUUUCAACCUCUCCCUCUCUCGCGCGCUCUCUCUUCUCUAUGAAACCUUUGAAAACAGUCAUCACGGACCGGGCUGCCACACGCGUCAUAGAAACUGUCUGUGUAGUGCCGUGGUGGGCAAACGAGACAUCCAACUUCAAAUCCAUUUCUUUCGAGAAAGAAAAAAAGGGAAAGAGGCGAACGUUCACACUACAUGUCGAUUUGAUCUUCCUCGCUGCGAUCUCUAUCGACAUCACCUCCUGCGCUCCCCUGGGUUUUACAGAAGAUCAGAGAGAGAGAGAGAGAGAGAGAUGGAUGAUCGAGUGGAACAUAAGAAGGAGGGAAUCCCAGCCCUCCUAUGAUCGACCCAUAGAUAUCAAUUUGUGAUUGUAAACAUGAUCGUUUGACAAAACAUGUCCGUUCCGUCCCGGAUGCCGUGCCCUCCCCGUCGUCCUGAUAGAUGACAUAAAAGCCUCCUUCCCACGACCCACGUUGGGGCGAUGCAGGAAGAAGAAGAAGAAUAGAAUUCCCACCCAUGAAAAGAAGAAAGCC